Messenger RNA from Botrytis byssoidea, 336 nucleotides. RefSeq lists its product as uncharacterized. The coding region runs from base 1 to 336 and encodes 111 amino acids. The transcript has a single exon. Lineage: Eukaryota; Fungi; Ascomycota; Leotiomycetes; Helotiales; Sclerotiniaceae. The record is from RefSeq and is a predicted model, not a curated record.
AUGGAAAGCGUGGAAGCCGUGGAGAAUGGAGAACAAAGAGACAACGAGGGUGUUAUGAACUUUCGUUUCAAAGUUCUAGUCAUUUCUCUUGCUGAUGAUGUCAACUAUGUAUACAAAGUCUUUGGUAAGUUAGUCAACGAAGCUCGAAACAGUGAUAUUACAGAUGGGUUUCUCAGUCAUCACAAUCGCAUAGGAGGGGAAAGCAACGAAUUUAAAGAGAUAUUGGAGAACAAGACGCUACAAGGUGAAGAAUAUAAAGCCAUACGCAGAAAGUUGAAUCAAUAUCUCAUCGAUAUUAUACAGGCGGUUAUUGAUGUAGAUGAGAGGCUUUUCUAA